Messenger RNA from Williopsis jadinii, 1740 nucleotides. RefSeq names its product Tco89p (gene TCO89). The transcript has a single exon. Gene Ontology annotation, cellular component: fungal-type vacuole membrane; TORC1 complex. NCBI's taxonomy places the organism in Eukaryota, Fungi, Ascomycota, Saccharomycetes, Phaffomycetales, Wickerhamomycetaceae. Gene Ontology annotation, biological process: TOR signaling. Bases 58 to 1641 code for a protein of 527 amino acids. The record is from RefSeq and is a predicted model, not a curated record.
GAAAGCGUUGUAACAAGCCGCUGAGGACACCAGUGAAUAGCACGAGAACGGAGGAGAAUGCCCAAGCAACCGGAGAAGAAACUGACGAAGCAGUUCUCGGCAAAGCCUUCCCAUUCGAGGUCGGCGUCGUAUGGGAGGAACUUGAACCGGCUGGGACGUAUAACCAGUGUUGAUGAUAUGGCCAAUGCCCGGCCAAAGCUGAACAGAUCGAAGAGUACGGAGUCCAACCUGACAAGGCGUAAUCGAAGCUUCACGAAGCUUGCACAGCUGCAUCCGCUGACGAGGAACUCAUCGCAUGUGAACGUGAAUAAGGCUGUCCUGGACUUACACCAUGAUCAGCAGGACUCGUCCGAUGAGGGCGGAGAGGACGGUGAGGACGGUGAGGAUGGCAACACGAAGAACGAGGAUUUGGAGGAGGAGGAGGUUGACCAGUUCAGCGAGGAAGAGCCUGCAGAGCCUGAGCCGGAGCCACAGCAGGUUUUAAGCUACAAGGCGCCACCUCAGUUUAGUCAUUUGAGUAUACCUAGGGAAUCGGUACUGGCUGGUGGUGGCGAGGAGGAGCAAGCAGUAGCAGAACAAGACAACAAAGAGAAUGGAGGUCAGGACCAUUCAAUACGAUUGCAUGGCCCAAGCUAUGAAAGAGCAGGGGAGUCCAACGGCACCCAGAAGACGGCCAAUGGUGAUGGUGCGAAUGCAAAGUCAUCUUCAGACAAGGACCUGGGGCUGUAUUACCAAAAUAUGAUUCUUUCACAGUCAACAGGUGUUGUCCGUGCCUUUGGUGACAAACCGUUUCAGAAUUCCUUCUUGCCAGAUGAUAUUGCAAAGGCCAACUCUCACCUUCAGUAUAUCCACUCAAACGAUCAUAUAAGUGGGUCCAACUUGGACAACAUCUCCAAAUCCACCAACUCCUUGAGACAGUUCACGAUAUCGGCCUCUGUGGGGAAAUUGGGCACUUCGAACGAGACCUCAUCGUCCAUGCUCUCUUUCAAAGCCGGUGCUGGCAUGACCCCUCUGAAUAACAACAUGACUGCUAACAGAGACACACCAUUGGGCACUCCUUCUAAUUUUAACCAGUUCUUGAAAAGUUCAGGAUCAAAUAUCGAGACCAGAACACAGCAGAAGCUUUGGCUUCAAAGGGAAAACUCUCUGCUGGACGUUUCCCAGAUGAACAACUCGAUAAAUCAGUCGAAUCCUCAGAUUCGCCGUGAAUUCGAACGGGUUUCCAGAGAGUUCACGAACGUUCGCAGAUUCGAAAAUCCUUUGAAGAAGGCAGUGAAGAGGGCCAACGUUGCUACGGCUUUGAAGUCUCCAGAGGAUUGUUCGCAGAAUCUAAAGGCCUUAAACACAGACGAGAUCCAGGCAAAGCUAUUGAAACUAUGGGUCAAGGGCUCUAAGCCAAAGAGAUCUCAACUUCACCAAGCACUGCAGCAGCAGCAGCAGUACAACCCAAGAAAUGCAAACAUGGUGCUGAACCAAAACAUUGGUGGCUCCUCCACCGGGUACGUUAGCUCACCACUGAGGUCGCCAAACGUUGCUCCGCCUUCAACGAGGGCAGUGGACAGGGCACAGAAUGCGGAUGCGAAUAGGAGGAUUGAUCUUGCAGCGAUGAGGAUGUCGGAGGAGGCACCCAAAUUGGCGUGAGCUCAACGCUCUCUUCCUUUGUCUGAAGCGUAAUGCUAUAUUGUACUAGAAUAAUACUUAUAAUUAUUAUGAUAAUUAUAAUUAUACUCACCAUAGUGC